Molecule: messenger RNA, 1461 nt
Organism: Argentina anserina (silverweed cinquefoil)
Lineage: Eukaryota; Viridiplantae; Streptophyta; Magnoliopsida; Rosales; Rosaceae
Product: NAC domain-containing protein 37-like
Exons: 1
Coding region: 1-1461 (486 amino acids)
Biological process (GO): regulation of DNA-templated transcription
Molecular function (GO): DNA binding
Source: RefSeq, a predicted model, not a curated record
AUGGCGUCCUCCUCGUGUGUUCCUGGUCUUAACCUUCCAUCGGGUUUCAAGUUUCUUCCAACCAACCAAGAACUCUUGGGAUAUUAUCUUCUGAACAAGGUGUGCGGUAAACCGUUUAAGUAUGACUCUAGGGUUAUGAAUAACUUCAAUAUUUACAAAAUGGAACCAUGUGAGCUUUGGAAUAGGUUUGGCGGUCCAAGACUGACACAGGAUGAAGACCUAUUUUUCUUUACUGAAUUGAAGAAGGUGAAUGACAAUGGUUCAAACUUUUGUCGGGUGACAGGUUCUGGCACUUGGAAAGGUGACACUACAGGGGCCAAAGUAUAUGAUUCAGAAGAUAAGACGAAGAUCUUAGGAUCUUGGAAAAGGUUUCAUUACAUGUCCAAUGAACCCAAUGAGAACGGUUCUUGGAUUAUGCUCGAGUACAAGCUUGAUGAUUCUUUGAUUCCUAAAUCUUGUAGUGAUCGUGAUCUUGUGCUGUGCAGGAUUCGAAAAGACCGAAAGAGAAAGAUUAUUGAAGAACAAAUGAAGGACACUCCUCAGUUUUCCCGUAGAAAGGUUCCAAGAGUAGACAAACAUGUAAUCAGACCUGUUUUGAAUAAUAAUACCAAUCAGCCAGCUUAUUUAACUGGAUGCUCAGCUAGUGAGGAGGAGCAACAACGACAACGACAACGACAACAAGAUCCACAAUUUUUGGCUUCUUCUUCUCUGUGUCAAGAGCAGCAGCAACAACUCCUUGACAAUGAGCUAAUGAUCCCUAGUGAUCAUUACAUAUUUAAAAGUGAAGGAGCUUAUGACCCUAUGAAUAUUGUUCAACCCAGCCCUAGUUCCAUCUUCAGCCAAUUGCAAAACAAUCUUGGCGUUCCUUCUUAUUAUCUUGAUCAGCAGCAGCAGGAGCUCUUUGGUAAUGAUCCGAUGGUUUCAAGUCAUCAAGACAACUUUCAAAGUGUUAAUUAUCUCGUGUCUACUACUGAGACUCAAACUUUGAAUAAUGAGAACCCCAUGGAUUCCAGUUUUACUCGAUGGUUAUCUAGUGAUGAAGUAAAGCCUAACAAUACGUGUGAGGGACAACAAACCUCAGCGAGCUUUGAGCAUGAGGACCAACAACUACGACAACAAGAUCAGCAAGUGCUGCCCUCUACUUCUCAUUGUCAUAAGCAAGAGCAGCAGAACAUUAACAAUCAUAUGAUGGUGUCUUCUGCUGAUGAUCAGCCUAAUAUUGCUCAGCCUAACCCAGAUACCCUCAUCAGUCAUCAGCCGAACCACCAUGCCGUUCCCACAGAAAUAGAUGAAAGCCAGAAUAAUCAUUCUCGCACGUUCAGUGAAUUACUAGUGGUUGGCACCGGUAAUGAUCCUUAUACUGCAGUAGGUGAUUCAAUAUACAGUGGAAUGGGACUUUCUGAUAAUGAUGCCCUCACUUUUAGCAGCCUUGAUGACAAUGUCUUCGAUGAUUGGAAUUGA